AGCUAAGAUAAAACAGUUCUUCCUCGCAUUCCCUGCCCUUCUACCCCCCCGAGAGGAUGGAGUGGCGUGAGCAUGUCCCAUGGCCUGUCAGCCACUGGGCAAGUGACUUUGGAGAGGAAAGAUGGGUGAAUUCUAUCUUCAAUCCUAUCUCCAAGAUUUCAUCAGUGGAAGAUAUUUGGGACAAAGAAAAGCAGAAAGAGGAAGAAAAAGAAACGGAGGAGACUAUAGACCAAGAGCAAGAGAAAGAAGAACAAAGCAGGAUCAAGGCCCUUCUCGGACUACCCAAGCAGAACUCAGUGUGGGGCCUGAUGGCUUGGCCCAGGCCCUCCGGAGAGCAAGCCCGGUGGUGGGAAGAUUUCUCCCUGCCCCCACUCCGCGGACCCUGCCUCUGCAGCUGCAGACUGAACUCAAAGAUGAGGCUCCACCCCCUGCCCGCCAUGACUUCCUGCCCCACCCCUAAAACCUUGCCCUCAUUGGCUUCUAGAGAAGAGCCUAGCUGGCUAAGAAACCAGCCCCUAAUGGAGACUCCACCAGCAUCCAGACUGAAGACCCCCAAAGCAGUUCCCAGACAUCCACCUAACGUCUCCCCUAAGAGAUCUACUAUCCCCAAGAGCGGGCGACAGCAGACCCCAAUGUCAAUGUGGCCUCCGAUUAUUAUCAACCCUCCCUCCAGGAGCUCUGCUCUUAAGGAACAACACACACCCUCUGCCAAGGAGGCCUCCCAUACCCCAGGUGCCUGGGGCAAUCCUUUGCCUCAUCUUCCUUCAAAAUAAAUAUUUUUGUUACACCAGCAACAGU
Mastomys coucha (southern multimammate mouse) is the source of this 798-nucleotide messenger RNA. RefSeq lists its product as uncharacterized. The record is from RefSeq and is a predicted model, not a curated record. The transcript is spliced from 3 exons. Lineage: Eukaryota; Metazoa; Chordata; Mammalia; Rodentia; Muridae. Bases 57 to 773 code for a protein of 238 amino acids.